GCAUUUCCUACGUGACUAGCCUAGCAUUUCCUACGUGACUAAUCUAUUUUAAAUUCCGUUCCUCUCUUCCUAUGCAAUCUAUUACCUAUUAAAACUGCCAAAAUAUUUUUAAACAAGAUCUGAGAAUUUCCUUCUCAGCUUCUGAUCUUUGCACUCGUUAGGUUUGCAGACACGUCACUGGCAAACCAACUGGUAGUGACGGGUUAAGUCUUUCGGAUGAAAUUUCAAAUUGACAGCUACCUUAAAAUUUUCUGUUUCCCAGAUCUCACGGAGUGAGGGAUAAGUACAUGCAAGUCAAGGACUCCUACAGAUCACCUGCUGCAAAACUUGGUCUGCGGAACCUAUAAAUGCGUAUUCCUACUCAAUUAUCCUUUUCCCCAAGUCCUUACAACAUUUAGGCUUACUGGAAGUGUCUUUUCUUAUCUUAAGCUUUGUGAACCCUGAGGUUGCAAUGUUUCUCCAUGAAUAAGGUCACACACCUCUAUAUUCCAGGCCUGCAUGUUCCACGUGUGUUUGCAAAUUCCACACUCGGCCUUAACAAGCACAAUGAGUCUCUCGCUUCCCUGCACCUCGGUGCCAAGUUUCUGUAACCCACUUCCAAGCAAAACUCUCCUUCCGCUUUAAAAAAGAAAACUACACUCGGAGAGAGAGAAUACCCAGAUCGAAAAUUAAAACUGUAAGUGCAACACUUUCAUAAAGUAAACAAACCAACAAAAAGAUUUUGCCUCGGGAAGGUAGGCGCGCGCACCACCACGUAACCCAACCACAUCCCCGCGCGCCGCGAAACGACCCCGGCCGGGUUAGAAGGGACUCAGCACCCCCGGUUUUCUGGGAGGGGAGCCGCACAAGUCAGGCCCGUUGCCUUGCUCGCCCUCUUCUCGGUGCCCCAGCGCACCGAAUUUCUCCGGGAAUCGCCCACGCGAUCCCGAUGCCGCCCUCUCCUUCCGGCGGCGGCCGCGCGGGGCUCGCUCCCCUGGACGCCCGCCCGCCAAAUGCCUGCGCGGCGCCUCCGCCACCCUAAGUUCGUCCGCGGCCGCACGAGCACGAACGCGUCCCGCACUUGGCGGACAGCGAGUUGAUGUUUUCACCGCCUCAGGGUGCACAACCCCAAACACGGGUGAUCUCCAGCUCCCCAGUGCACAUCUUGUCUGUUGGAGAAGCCAGGACAGACUGAGAAUUAUUUUUGUUGUUAUUUAGCCUGAUAACUCAUGAUGAACCUGCCGAUGUUGAAUUGAUGAAGAAUGUUUCAACUUCCGUGCAGUUUUAAGAGUGAUCUCAGAAUUGCCUCCAUAAACAAAGUGGCCCAAGGCGGUGCAGGGCAAUGAGCUGAAGACUUAUGGUUGAGUUUUUGUCUUCUAUGAAACCACCUCCAACCUUGGAGGCUGAAAAUGCCAGACACCGACUGCACCGCACUUAGCAAGGACCUGGGCUAGUCACCUGCUUAUGGGAUCUGCAAGGGAGUCAGUCUGCUGACAGGAUGAAGUUUCAAGGUGUAAAGCUUUGCAAGAAAUGGAUUUAAUUAAAACUUCUAAGUCAGACUGUUACUGCUACAAUCAAAAUUCCCAAAUGGAAUGGAAAUACAUAUGGUCAACUGUGCAGGUGACAAUGACCAGUUCCAGCCUGCUCAGCGUCGUAUAUAUCACAGAAAGAUACAAUUGCCAGUAUCCAGAAACCGUUCUAUCUUUAAUCAAAUGUGUGAUUCAUAAAUUUUGGACACCGAAGGAGUCUAAUGAAAUAACCAUAAUCAUCAAUCCAUACGGGGAGACUGCGUGCUUCUCUGUGAAGCCAGUCAAGAAUUAUACAAUACGCGUGAAUCGAAACAUUGUAGAUUUCAAACUCUUCCUUGUGUUUGUGGCAGGCAUUUUCCUCUUCUUCUAUGCAAAGACCUUGAGUCAAAGCCCUGCUUUUUAUUAUUCUUCGGGGACUGUGCUAGGUAUUCUAAUGACAUUAGUCUUUUUCCUGCUGCUGGUGAAAAGGUUAAUUCCUAAGUAUAGCACCUUUUGGGCUUUAAUGGUUGGUUGUUGGUUUGCUUCAGUUUAUGUGGUGUGCCUACUGAUGGAAGAUCUGAAAUGGCUGUGGUAUGAAAACAGAAUAUAUAUAUUAGGCUACGUCUUGAUAGUUGGAUUUCUCAGCUUUGCUGUUUGUUACAAACAUGGGCCCCUUGUUGAUGAGAGGAGCGUGAAUCUCCUGACAUGGACACUGCAGCUCCUUUCCCUGCUUCUGAUCUAUUACGGGGUCACCGUGCCUCAGUUCGCGUAUGCAGUUAUGAUUCUCAUCCUGUUCUCCAGGAAUCUGUACUACCCCAUGAAAGCCUUCAGUUAUAUGCAGUGGAAAAUGAAGAAAUGGUUUACAUCAGAAAAGCUGGCAGUUUCGUAUCUUACUGAAGAUGAAUACAGGGAACAAGCUGAUGCUGAAACAACCAGUGCUCUGGAGGAACUGCGCCAAGCCUGCCGCAGACCCGACUUCCCGUCGUGGCUGGCCAUCUCCAGACUGCAGACUCCAAAAAAGUUUGCAGAAUUUGUUCUUGGAGGAAGCCACUUGUCUCCUGAAGAAAUGAGUCUUCAUGAAGAACAGUACGGCCUUGGGGGUGCCUUCUUGGAAGAACAGCUCUUUAACCUGAGUACUUCCUGACAGUCUACCGCACAUGCACUUCCUUCUGGACACGGAAGUGGUUAAAGGGCAAGGAGCCUGUUAAAGUUGUUCUAGGGACCAGUGACAAAGGCAUUUGCUAUGGAGAAAAAUCAGAUUGCACUGGAAAGGAAAACUAAACUCUAUUGAAGAUAACUGAUCACUCUUGGCCAGUUCUGCUAUUUAUUGUACUGUAGGUGGCCACCAAGAUCCUAUGGCAGUAUCCCAACUUUGCCUGAAUGAAGACUUUCAUUAGGAACAAGGGAAUUCUGUUGAUCUUCAAGGGGCCAGUAAGUAUGAACCGGUGCUUCGCCAACAAAAGGGCCUUAAAUCCUUUUAAUCCCCAGAGCCUGUGUCAAAAGACUGCAUUGCUCUUCCUGUAUGUUAUUCAUAAAGGUGCUGGCAGAGACCUGAGAUAUGCGGGACCAGUGUUUUCCAAAGUACAGUCCACAGAUGCUUAUAGGCAUUAGUCAUAAAGGGAUUCUGGUCAACUAAGAUUGAUACAAAGUUAAAAAAAUGUACCGCAGGACUUCUCAGAACUUUUAAUAACACUGACGCACACUGAAUCUCCUAAAGAAGAGAAAUUGUGUGUAGCAGUUUCGACUCAAUUUGACCACAGAACUAUUUUUCCUGAGAUUAAUAUUCCUUGGAACACAUGUUUGGAAAAUGCUCAUGAUGGAGAAAUUGAGGUUCGGGGAGGUCGAAUAACAUCCAAGACCACAGAGCUAUUUAAAGGCAGCACCGGGACUAGACCUUCAGCCCUAGCAUUGCCUACGACUCAGGUAGAAGGGACCUUUAGAGGAGAGCCAAGAGAUCAUCUCCCUACAGCCUCGGGUCUCACAAUAUUGGUGACUUUAUUUUUUAAUAAUGGCCAGCGAGCUAUUUGAUAACUGUGACAAAGAAACAUUUCCUAAGAUUAUAUUUUAAAGUUUUGAGAAGACUUUUGUAAACAUAUAUAAGGAUUAGAAAUUAGAAUUACUUUCUGUAUUUUUUGUAUGUUGAAAUUGAAGCUAUUGAACCUCUUGUGGCAUUUUGAGUUGACUGGUCCUUUUUUAAAAGUUGCUUAGUUUUAUAUGUUUGUAACAAUUUCCUACAAAACAGAUUUAUGAUCUUUAUUUCCCUAUUGAACUCUAUUUAAGGGUUUAUGGAUUUGUGAUCUUUCUUACAGAGAAUAAAUCUUUUCUUGAUUCAUGAUGAUAAACUCCAGAGUAAAGUGAGGGAUCAGCUGAGCUCUGACCCUGAAGAAAGGCCUAAACAUAGGUCUAAGAAAAGAUCUGAACAUGGCAAAGCAAUCUAAGGGUUAAGAUGUUGCUAAACUGAUUCUCAGUAAGAAUCAAACUCAGGCUUUUUUUUUUUUGCUGCGAUUGAAUCAUAAUAGAGGCAUAAAGGAGGAGGAAUCUCAAGAGAGGUUAAGGUGGUCGGAUGUGUAGAGAGUUUAGGCACUGUUUUUCCUGGGCCAGAUUUAGUAGAGUUGUUUUAAAUUGUUGAAUAAGAGCAUGGCUACCCAUUUAAAAAUUUCUAGAUUGAUUUUUAAAUAUUUCUUCUUUAAGCAGUGUGUGUUUUACAGGUCUCUGUUUUUGCCAGAUACCUUUUCCUGUUAGGAGUUUUGCUAUUUUUGUGAAAUGCACCAAAUUCAAUCUGUGUUUUCACAGACUCUGAUUUUAAAAAAUCAAAGAAAGUAUCUUUUAUUCAGAUUUAUGAUGAUGAUGUUUUAUAAAUGUAAACAGUUCUAACAUAUUUUUGUUAUAGCUCAGUCUGAUCUUUUUUAUGUUUAUUGGUGAUAUAUUAUAAAUGUAUCAGAUGCGUCAAUGGUCGUGCUCACCAUGUUCAUCUCCCAAGAGGCAGUUUGUGUCCUACAAAAUGUGUGUGUGUGAAUCGCAGGAAACAGUCCGCUGGAAUUCCCAGGGCACAUCCCAGCCAAGACAGCUACUGGGUCUCACCUGUGUCAGGGUGAACAGUUGCUGACAAUAGAAGGAAGCAGUUUCUAGUGGGCCAAGCUGGGUGUAAUCAUUACAAUAGCCAAAGAACGAAGAAAAGAGCGACAAUCUUCCAGGAUGUUGUUUUGGGUGUUCAGUUUUAGAAGAAAUCAUGGAUUUGUCAUUGUCUGUUAUACAAGUACUGUAAAAAGCGAACAAUU
This is a messenger RNA of Rhinolophus ferrumequinum (greater horseshoe bat), 4765 nucleotides long. It is a transcript of the gene NEMP2, whose product is annotated as nuclear envelope integral membrane protein 2. The record is from RefSeq and is a predicted model, not a curated record. The transcript is spliced from 12 exons. NCBI's taxonomy places the organism in Eukaryota, Metazoa, Chordata, Mammalia, Chiroptera, Rhinolophidae. Gene Ontology annotation, cellular component: nuclear envelope. Bases 1510 to 2631 code for a protein of 373 amino acids.